UAGGGAACAGCUGGCUGAACAGCUGUUCAACUCCGCACUUCCUAUCUUUGCGUAAUGUUGCCUCUGCGGUGGAGUGUCCUGAAGCCACUCCAGGAUGGUAUCCGUUUCAGUCGACGUUACCUGGCCCAGAAGAACCUCCUAGAGCUUACGGACAGGGGAUUCUUCCAGGGCAUUUUCCCCGACACUGCUGGGCCCAAGAUAAAGCAGCUCCUCACCAGCGGCCAGCAGAGCAUUUACGCCGGGUUCGAUCCCACCGCCGACAGCCUGCACGUGGGAAAUCUGCUGGUGAUCAUGGGCCUCAUCCACUGCCAGAGAGCUGGCCACAGACCUAUUGCAUUGGUAGGAGGUGCCACAGGUUUGAUCGGAGAUCCCAGUGGGAGGAAGACGGAGCGCAACCAGCUGGGUGAGUCUGUGAUCGAUACCAAUUUGAAGGCCAUUGAGCGGCAGUUGGUACAGGUUUUCGACAACCACGAGAAGUUCCUAUGGGACACGAGUAAGAACAAAUCACCUUUGCCGCCACUGACGAUCGUCAACAAUGCUGAUUGGUAUGCCGACCUGCAUCUCGUCGACUUCGUGGCCAACAUGGGUCGACAUUUUCGCAUGGGUUCCAUGCUCUCCCGGUCCUCCGUGCAGUCGCGUUUGGAGUCGGAGGACGGGAUGAGUUUCACAGAGUUCACCUACCAGAUAUUCCAAGCUUACGAUUGGCUCCACCUCCUGCGUCGCCACAACUGCUGCUUCCAAAUGGGAGGCUCUGACCAGACGGGCAACCUGAUGACGGGACACGAGCUGAUCAGCCGGGUGGAGCGUAAGGCCGGCUUCGGCUUGACACUACCCCUGGUGACCACUGAAGAGGGCGACAAGUUUGGCAAAUCGGCAGGAAAUGCAGUGUGGCUGGAUGGUGAUAAGACAUCUGCCUUUGCUCUGUAUCAGUUCUUCCUGCGUAUGCCGGACUCCGAGGUGGAGAAGCUGCUCAAACUGUUCACCUUCAUUCCACUGCCGGAAGUUAAGCAGCUGAUGCGGGAGCACACAAGGGAGCCGGAGAAGCGGAAAGCGCAGGCACUCCUGGCGGAGGAUGUUACUCUGCUGGUGCAUGGAGAAAAUGGAUUAAAGCAAGCGGAGCGAGUAACCAAUGCUCUAUACAAGGGCAACGUCGAGGGAUUAGCGGAACUAAACAUCGCCGAGAUCAAGCAGACCUUCCAGGGAGCCACCAUGGUGGAGCUGCUGACUGAGCCUGGGAUGUCCAUCCUGCAGUUGGCCAUGAAGGCCAAGUGCUUUCCCACUGAAACUGAUGCCGUUCGUAUUAUAAAUGCUGGUGGUUUCUACGUAAACCAAAAACGAGUACAGAACAUCGCAGAGGUGCUGACCACCGGAAUACACAUCCUCCGGAACGGAGUCUCACUGCUGCGUGUGGGAAAGCGAAACUUUUACAUAGUUCGCUGGCAGUAAUAACUAAUUGUUAUUUGUGUUGAAUAAUAAUAGGUUAUUUUACAUAUAAAUUUUAAA
Drosophila serrata is the source of this 1503-nucleotide messenger RNA. It is a transcript of the gene TyrRS-m, whose product is annotated as Tyrosine--tRNA ligase, mitochondrial. The record is from RefSeq and is a predicted model, not a curated record. Gene Ontology annotation, molecular function: RNA binding; ATP binding; tyrosine-tRNA ligase activity. Gene Ontology annotation, cellular component: cytosol; mitochondrion. Gene Ontology annotation, biological process: tyrosyl-tRNA aminoacylation. Lineage: Eukaryota; Metazoa; Arthropoda; Insecta; Diptera; Drosophilidae.